GGCACUCUUUUCUCUCCGGCGGAAGGUUACGGGGUGAGGCAACGGUGAAGGGCUGAGCGAACCUUAAAGGGCUGCGCGCGGAGGAGGGGCCCCGUAGUCGGGGCUGAGGCGCCGCGGGAGGCGGGUGUCGGACGGGCGCCUCGCGGCAGGGACGGCCGCUCGCCUCGAUCGUUUGUCGUUGUCGCCGCUAUGUCCCGCGAGCCCGAGAUCAUGGAGUCGCAGGUGAUGUGGGAGCCCGACUCGAAGCGCAACACCCACAUGGACCGGUUCCGCGCCGCCGUAUCCAGCAGCUGCGGGCUCCGCCUGGCCAACUAUGAUGACUUAUACCAGUGGUCAGUGGAAUCCUACUCAGACUUCUGGGCAGAAUUCUGGAAGUACAGUAACAUCAUAUGUUCUCGCCUGUAUGAUGAGGUGAUUGAUACAUCCAAAAGUAUUGCAGAUGUCCCGGAAUGGUUUAAAGGUAGUCGUCUGAACUACGCAGAAAAUCUUCUGAAGCACAAGGACAAUGACAAGAUUGCACUGUAUGCAGCAAAGGAAGGCAAAGAAGAAAUCUUGAAAGUUACUUUUGAAGAACUGAGACAAGCUGUAGCUUUGUAUGCUGCAGCCAUGAGGAAGAUGGGAGUUAAAGUAGGAGACAGAGUUGUGGGUUACUUACCAAACAGCAUUCAUGCGGUGGAAGCAAUGCUGGCUGCUGCAAGUAUUGGUGCUAUCUGGAGUUCAACAUCACCAGACUUUGGCAUUAACGGUGUGCUGGACAGAUUUUCCCAAAUUCAGCCUAAGCUCAUCUUCUCUGUUGAAGCUGUUAUAUACAAUGGCAAAGAACAUAACCACUUGGAAAAGCUGCUUAGUGUGGUAAAAGGGCUUCCAGAUAUAAAAAAAGUGGUGGUGAUUCCAUAUGUCUCAUCAAAAGAAACCAUAGAUAUUUCUAAGAUCCCAAACAGUGUCUUUUUAGAAGACUUCCUUGCUACUGGGAAAGGAGACCAGGCCCCCCAGCUGGAGUUUGAGCAGCUGCCUUUCAGUCAUCCUCUCUUUAUCAUGUAUUCGUCAGGCACAACAGGGGCACCGAAAUGCAUGGUUCAUUCGGCAGGGGGUACACUAAUACAGCAUCUGAAAGAACACAUUCUUCAUGGCAACAUGACCAGCAAUGACAUUAUUAUGUACUAUACAACGACUGGCUGGAUGAUGUGGAAUUGGUUAGUGACUGCACUUGCCACAGGAGCUUCAGUAGUCCUGUAUGAUGGAUCUCCACUAAUUCCAUCACCAAAUGUACUCUGGGACUUGACUGACAGACUGGGGAUCACCAUACUUGGAACGGGGGCAAAGUGGCUGGCUGUGCUAGAAGAGAAAAACUUAAAACCAUGUGAAACACACAAUCUCCAAACACUCCACACUAUACUGUCUACAGGAUCACCGCUCAAAUCUCAAAGCUAUGAGUAUGUCUACAAACACAUAAAAAGCAGUGUCCUCCUGGGAUCCAUUUCAGGUGGGACAGAUAUCAUUUCAUGUUUCAUGGGUCAGAAUGUUACAAUUCCAGUUUACAAAGGAGAAAUUCAGGCCAGAAAUCUUGGGAUGGCUGUAGAAGCAUGGAAUGAUGAAGGAAAACCAGUUUGGGGUGAAAGUGGAGAGCUGGUUUGUACCAAGCCUAUUCCCUGUCAGCCUACGCACUUCUGGAAUGAUGAGAAUGGAAACAAAUACAGGAAAGCUUAUUUUUCAAAAUACCCAGGUGUUUGGGCCCAUGGUGAUUACUGCAAAAUUAAUCCCAAGACAGGAGGAAUUGUCAUGCUGGGUCGCAGUGAUGGUACAUUAAAUCCAAAUGGAGUAAGAUUUGGAAGUUCUGAAAUCUACAACAUAGUUGAAGCCUUUGAGGAGGUUUCCGAUAGCCUCUGUGUCCCUCAGUACAACAAGGAUGGAGAGGAGAGGGUGAUACUCUUCCUGAAGAUGGCAUUAAACCAUGCCUUCAGUGAGGAUCUGGUGAAACGAAUUCGAGAUGCAAUACGUAUAGCGCUUUCUGCCAGGCAUGUUCCAAGCCUCAUUCUAGAAACCAAAGGCAUUCCGUAUACAAUAAAUGGGAAAAAAGUGGAAGUAGCUGUGAAGCAAAUAAUUGCAGGGAAAGAAGUUGAGCAGCGGGGAGCUUUCUCAAACCCAGAGACUUUGGACCUGUACCAAAAUAUUCCGGAGCUUCAAAACUUCUGAAGUCACUUGUUUGGGUUUUUUUUUUGCAUUUGUCUUUGUUCUGUGUUUGUUUUGUAUAUACCAAUACUGUAUGUAAAGAAAAAGCUCUAUUUAAUACCAGUGGUUCUUUUAAAAGAAAAAAUUUCAUUAAGUGCAUUAUGAAAGGCUUGGGUAAAGCUUAGCUCCCUUUUAUUGGUUAAAUAUGCCAUAUAUCUUGGAGUUUUUUCCAGCCUGGAAGGAGGAACCUGCCUGUUUUGAUUUUUAUAUAUUUGAGUGCAUCUUUUCUGGUUAGAUUUACAUCAGCAGCCCAUCAAAUGGGAGCACCGAUAGUAUAAGUUAGUUGCAAGUAGAAUAUUUCUUUCAUAAAAUGUUCACUUUCUUUUUUUGAACUGGAUUUUUAGCAAUAUUUUUUCAAUCCAUGUUUGUCGCCUGUAAGGAAUAUACAGUGAUUUUAACUACCUGACCAUGACACAUGAAAGUGUUCUAUGUGUAGUGUGCAUUUAAAUGUUUUUAUAAAGCCAAAUCAUAAUGCACUAAACCCGUUUGACUUGACUCGGAAUAAAUUCACUCUUGAAAUAUCUCACGGUACCCUUGAAGGUAAUUGCUGCUUCAUUUUGUGGUGUAACCUUCCUGUUGUUUUAAGCUUUUCGUUAAUAGACUUCUUGGGGUUCAGAAGGUGAGGGAGCAAUCACCACCACCUUUUUCAGGUGUAAUUCCAGGUUAUUUCCAUGGAAUUUACUGUCAUUACUCUGGAUUAAUAUCAUUGCAGUUGAAGACAGCAUUUUGCUUCCUUGUUUUGCAGUUCUUUAUGGGCUGUAAGGCAACAAUCCCAUGUUAUGUUAGCUGAAGAAUUCCAGUGUUUGUUUAUUAAAUGCUGAUGGUUUUUUGUAACUCUUUUUACUAAAUGUCAUGUUGAAAGUGAAAGACUAAAAUGUUUUCUAGCUCUGUAUCCUUCCAGUUUAUAAAGGGAAAAAAUACUGUAAUGAGCGUACUAAAACAGUAAAAUGGAGGCACUAAACCAUUGUUUUGUUUUUCAUAAAAUACAGUUGCAGUAGUUGUACCCAUCCUCUGGCAUUCAGUAUCUCCUGCACUAUUUGAAUUUUGUGGGUUAAGUAUUUAAUGCAUUAAAAUCAUGGAUGUACUUACAGUUGUGGUGAAUGCAUUCAACAUUGAUAAAGAGUUAAUUAAAAGAAAUUGAUUCUUUAUAUACUA
This is a messenger RNA of Chroicocephalus ridibundus (black-headed gull), 3384 nucleotides long. It is a transcript of the gene AACS, whose product is annotated as acetoacetyl-CoA synthetase. The record is from RefSeq and is a predicted model, not a curated record. NCBI's taxonomy places the organism in Eukaryota, Metazoa, Chordata, Aves, Charadriiformes, Laridae. The transcript has 18 exons. Bases 190 to 2193 code for a protein of 667 amino acids. Gene Ontology annotation, molecular function: acetoacetate-CoA ligase activity. Gene Ontology annotation, biological process: positive regulation of insulin secretion; lipid metabolic process.